UACAAGAAAAGGAACAUAAUGUCCUGUUUCGCACACGAUCGUUGACCAAGUCAGUAGGCGGACACGUAUUAUCUUCGAUCCGGAACGGAGCCAUAGUAAGAAUAUACCAAAAUCGAAUAAAGCCCACCAGUAGAACAACGAUAAGAAGGAAAUAAAAAUCAUUUUGCAUUUCGACCUCGAAGGAAUAGAGCCAGCAAGCCACGACAGGAUUCUUCCGCUGCGGUGACAGCGGUGGCAAGACUAGGAGGAAUAGCACCAAAAAUUAUCGAAAGUAGGCGAUAAAGGAUUCGGGAUUUUCACACGUCUGCUCUAGUAACUCACACAGCGAAAUGUCAGCAGAUGGACUUGCACCGGGCGCUGGAGAGCCGGGAGCGGAUGGAAUUGUCGGCGGGCCGAGGACUCCACAGCAGGUUGCGGCUCAGAAACGGCUGCAGCAAACACAGGCCCAGGUCGAUGAGGUUGUGGAUAUUAUGAAAACAAACGUAGAAAAGGUACUAGAAAGGGAUCAGAAACUGUCGGAACUGGACGACCGGGCUGACGCGCUGCAGCAGGGUGCCUCACAGUUCGAACAGCAAGCCGGCAAACUGAAGAGGAAAUUCUGGUUACAGAAUCUGAAAAUGAUGAUAAUAAUGGGUGUCAUUGGCCUUGUUAUACUCGCAAUCAUUGUAGCGAAAUUUAUGCCAGCUGAACAACCUCAGCACCCGAUGAUGUCUCAACAGUAUCCGGUUCAACAGGUUCCAAUGCAAAUGCAAGGUGACCAACCGGCGCAAGUAGCGGCGCUCGUGCAAGACGUCGCAUCGUUGAUGUCCAAUGGAAAUCAGUACAACCAGUAAAAGAAGCGGCCACACUAACUUUUGAACUAAUCAUCAAAAUGAAGGCGAUUUACUACACUGCGAGAGAGAAAGUAGACAGACGAAAAUAUACACAACAAAUCAUCAAAAUUACUAUGUUGAGAAAAAUGUAAUGCUCCAAUCGGAGAACAUACUACAAACAUUUGAUUUUCGGCACCGCUUUACAGAUGGAAAUCAAAGUCUAUAACAAACCGUCAGAUUAUCACCAGGUUAAAGUAGAUUCAUAAUCCUCGAUGAUUUUUUUUUUCGAGAACCCACAACAGCAAGUGACAGCUUCUCUGCAUUUUCUCGUCUAAUGAUUUAUGAUAUGGUAUAUGAAAACUUCGUCUUUCAGUAAAUUCAGUAAAAGAAGAAAUAAACAAAAAGAACACAGAAAGAAAAGAUGAAACUUAAACGACAUGUAAACCGAUAGUACUAUGAAAUAGACAUCAGUUGAAACGAAAAUCUGAUUUAAAACCAUGAUUGAUUACAUUAAAAUUCAUUUAGUUUUUCAUUGAACAAGACUAUAUAUUUACAAACCGCUUAGUUUUGUAAUGUAACUUUCCAUUCAAUUGCCUGCUCCAAAUAUGUGCAUGAAAGUAAAUGUAAAUUCACAAAAUAUUUUUAUCUGUGAAGCUAUCACUUGCUAAUACGGUUAUUUGAAACAGUCAUCGAGAUUCGUGAUUCAGGCAUCCAAUGUUGCGUUUCUUUUCAACUAUCGAUUUUGCUGUCAACCUACAGUUCCACCUUAUUACUCAAGCGCUUCUUACUUCCACAAAGCUUACACAUAAUUUUCCUUUUUUUCGCGCUGUCAAUUAAGAAACUACAACGCGCUCAAUUGAGUUUUGUAGCUUCUACGAUAGAUGGUGCUGCAAGUAUCUAUUCCAACUCGUCGUAGUUGCAGGGUUUCGAGAUUUUUCUGUCUUGUGUUAGUCUUUUUGGGAAGAAAUUUGAAAUAAAUGAAAACAGGCAUUUAACGGUCAACUUCAACUAUCGUUCACGGUCUCCUAUGCAUUAUAAACGUAUAGGACUUAGCAGAGAUAUUUUACAGAAACCAUUUGUAAGUUUUUAUUUCAAAUUCAUAAAGUAGCUAACGACAGAUAGAAUUGAUAGGUUGUGAAAGAACGCAACAAGAGCAAAACAUUCAAUUCGGUACGUUCAUAAUUAUACAACUCAACACAGGAAUCAUUUGAAUACACUAAAUACUAUAUAUUUACAUUGUUAAACUGUUCACAUAUUUGAACCAACUAAACUGAAUAACUACAGAAGUGGUGCUGUUCAUUUUAUUACAAUUAAUUCGACAAAUAUAUCCUAUGAAACUGAUGUGAUCUUGUUGAGGCAAUUAUGAGAUCCUCUCUGUACCUCAACAUUGUUUUGCUAAUACUUUUAAGUAAAAGAGAAUACAAACCACUGACAUAUAACUUUUAACCCAUUAUCAUUGACACAUAGGAUGCAAACAGGAAUCUGAUAAGUGAUUUUUUAGAUUUCCAUCGAAAAAACCACCGCAAUAAUCACAAAAAAAACAGAUACAACACUCUACUUUGCCAUAUAUUUUUUGUGAAAAACUAGCUUCUACACAUUUCUAUAAAAAUCAACUUCUAGUAGUUAGUCGUAAAACUGAAAAGAAUACAAGAAAAACAACAUUCGGAGUUAGUUCCAAGUUUAGGAUGAUCAGAUACAAUUUAGUUGGCGAUUCAGUUUCCAUGCAUUAUUUCUAACUAACGCUUCAGUUCUGAGUAAUUUCAAGAGCGUUAUUAGAAAACUUUUUCAAAAGAAACCACUACGAAUCGAUCAUCAAAAAAAAUAAAAAUCUUUCGGAAAACAACCGCCCAUUCUAAAUACUGAAAUCAAUCCAUUUUCGUCUAUAUUCUUCACAAAGGCAUCCGAGAAAUUCAGAAUCUUUGCCGGUCCGGAUGUCGCAUAAACACCAAUGAACAUUGAAUUAAGCGGAACCAGUAAGUAACCACAAACGAGAAGACCAACAAUAUCGAAGAAUAUAAUAAAUAUACCAAAGUUUUAGUAAGUGUAAAACGAGAUCACAACUCAAUAUUGCCAAGUUCCAAUGAGAUUAUCAAACAAGAAUGCCUAACUGCAGCGUGACAUUUGGUUUGCCAUAAGGAAGAACAUACACUAAGGGCUAAAAAUUGUUAAAAAUUGAUCAUUAGGGAAACACAAAUUUACUAUAGGACCCAAAUAACAAAAUAGUGGAAAAUACUAGAGAAUGCUAUUAAACCAUUGUAAGCGUUAGCGAAAGAUUAAAGCACGAAUGAUUAUAUCACUGUUUUUACUUAAGAACCUCUAAUUUGUAGUUUCGCACUUGCUUAUAGUUGAAAGUCAUUGGAAACAAAAAAAAGGCAUCUUCAAACAUUUGCCACCAUGAAACUUUUUUUUAAUCUCUGAAUAAUUGCUUGAACGGUUAACUUGUCCGUGUUCGUAUAAGUUUUUUUCCACUUAUAAUUGCUUCUCCGGCCAAACAAUAAGGCAACUUUAGGUACAAUAUCAGGAUGAUAAUAGAGUAAUAUCGAUAAUGUCAUGAUAAUCAUCAGAAAAUACUUCAAAACACUUCUCUGUGUCCUCUUACAAAAAAAAGUUUUUAGGGAAAAAUAGCCAUCCUGUCUAUUAACGUCUUUCAUAUCAUACAGAAAACAACGUUGAAUUGACGUGUAAACUCAACACAAUCAAUCUUUCCAAAGAUCGCAAACUACCACCGCAAUAACUAGUAUUUGGUUAACUAUGACUCCAGAUAAAUAUAACGUUUGCUUCAUAACAGUAAUGAAAACAAAAACAGUUUCGAGUAAUAAAUAUAUCCAGUAAAACUGUAAAACGAAGAUUAACUCAAUGGAACAAAAAUUGCUAAAGUGAUUUUAUUUGUCACACUAAUAGUUGAAUAUAAAGAAGACAAAUAUACAAGGCAGAACAUAUUUUCAACUCAAUUCAACGACAGAAAAGUUCGUAAAAUCUCUUAUCAAUACUUAGACAUCAACUGCGGAGUAAGUUGAAAACACACAGAGUAAAACAUAACUGACAUAGACUAACGGCAGCAAGCGGGAAACAAAAACAUAAACAAAUUGAGUAUGUAGAAAUUCAUGAACAUACACGCAGAACAUUCACAUGUACACAGACAUUCAUACAUAUUUACACCACAUUAUCAGAAAAAAAAACACUCCCACAAACAUGUGUUAUGAAUCUAUGUAUUAUGUAAUUAUAUUUACUAAGAAAACAUUCACCGAAUAUUUUUACUUUUCUUUUGAAAUUCGAAAACUUAAAGUGAGCAAACACACUGAAUAACAUAAAUCAUAAUAAUAUAGAACAGAAAAAUGGGAAAAUCAUAUAUAAAAUACAAAUAUACAUCUAGCUUUGAAAAUUGUAAAAACAAACUAUUAAUUAUUCUCUAUACAUUUGCGAUCGGCAACAAUGAAGGGAUAGGGAAUCGAACGGGAACUAUCAACUAAGAAGGAAUAGAGAACGAAGUAGCAGAAGGAAAAGGUGCAGCUGAAUAAGUCUACCACUGGAUAGGAAAUGAAGAGUAUAAAUAAUAAUGAGCAAACAGUAUAUAAUAUUAAUGAUUAAAUAUAAAGACAAUUAACUAGUGUAUGUAAACAA
Molecule: messenger RNA, 4433 nt
Organism: Malaya genurostris
Lineage: Eukaryota; Metazoa; Arthropoda; Insecta; Diptera; Culicidae
Product: vesicle-associated membrane protein 2-like
Exons: 6
Coding region: 330-833 (167 amino acids)
Biological process (GO): vesicle-mediated transport; vesicle fusion
Cellular component (GO): SNARE complex; plasma membrane
Molecular function (GO): SNAP receptor activity; syntaxin binding
Source: RefSeq, a predicted model, not a curated record